AUGUCCGGCCAAUCUCACAGAAACACGCAUCCCGAGGCCAGCUCUAGCCGGGAGGAAGCACCAGACGAGGUUAUGGUACGGAAGUUGACGAAUGAGCAGAUCAAGGAGAACGCCUUAGUCAGCCCAAAUCAAGCCUUAUCACCCCAAUGGUUGCCCGCGAGCCAGAAGAAGCCCAGUGGCAAAGAAUUGGAGAAACCGACCACGGCGAGUCCUACAGGAAUGAUCGGCACGAAGCGCAGAUGA
Alternaria conjuncta is the source of this 243-nucleotide messenger RNA. RefSeq lists its product as uncharacterized. The record is from RefSeq and is a predicted model, not a curated record. The coding region runs from base 1 to 243 and encodes 80 amino acids. The transcript is spliced from 2 exons. NCBI's taxonomy places the organism in Eukaryota, Fungi, Ascomycota, Dothideomycetes, Pleosporales, Pleosporaceae.